Messenger RNA from Pteronotus mesoamericanus, 2805 nucleotides. RefSeq names its product zinc finger and BTB domain containing 9 (gene ZBTB9). Gene Ontology annotation, biological process: regulation of transcription by RNA polymerase II. The transcript is spliced from 2 exons. Lineage: Eukaryota; Metazoa; Chordata; Mammalia; Chiroptera; Mormoopidae. The record is from RefSeq and is a predicted model, not a curated record. Bases 262 to 1683 code for a protein of 473 amino acids. Gene Ontology annotation, molecular function: DNA-binding transcription factor activity, RNA polymerase II-specific; RNA polymerase II cis-regulatory region sequence-specific DNA binding; protein binding.
GCGCUGAGGGCUGCCAGUCCGGCGCUCUUGGUUUUCCCGCGGCCCCGGCUUCCCGGGAGCUGGGCCCCGUGGGCAACGUAGGGGAAACGGAGCGGCGGCAGGCGGAGUUCCGCGCCGACGGGGUCAGUCAGGCUCGUGGCUGAAGGACCUCAUCUUUCUUCCACAGGCCCUGGAAGUUAAAUCCCCGCCUUCAUCCGGCUUGGGGUCUACCACAGCUCAUCUCCUGUACCCAAUCCUCAGAGAUCUCCUUCCGAGGGGGCCAUGGAUAACUCGGCAUCUUUGCCUCCUGUCCCUCCGUCCCCAAACUGCAACCCAGCCCCACGGACCAUCCAGAUUGAGUUCUCUCAGCAUAGCUCAUUGCUUCUGGAAGCCCUGAACCGUCACAGACUAGAGGGAAAGUUCUGUGAUGUGUCCCUUUUGGUGCAGGGCCGGGAACUUAGGGCUCACAAAGCAGUGUUGGCUGCAGCCUCUCCUUACUUCCAUGACAAGCUUCUCCUAGGGGAUGCGCCACGUCUUACCCUGCCCAGCGUCAUUGAAGCUGAUGCCUUUGAGGGGCUGCUCCAACUCAUUUAUUCAGGGCGCCUCCGCCUGCCACUGGAUGCUCUCCCUGCCCACCUCCUCGUGGCUAGUGGCCUCCAAAUGUGGCAAGUAGUAGAUCAGUGCUCAGAGAUUCUUAGAGAAUUAGAAACCUCAGGUGGUGGAAUUUCAACCCGUGGAGCGACACCUUAUCACACACUUUUUUCCACCACAUCUUCAGCAGGAGGAUGGUGCAUUCGCUCUUCCCCUUUCCAGACUCCUGUGCAAUCUUCUGCUUCUACCCAGAACCCCGUUGGAGGAGAGGGGAGUGAACUGGGAGAUGUGUUACGGAUUCAAGUUGAGGAGGAGGAGGAAGAUGAUGAUGAUGAAGACCAGGGGUCAGCAGCACUCUCUCAGACUCCUCAACCUGUGAGAAUAUCAGGGGUUCCCCAUUCUCAUGGAUCCCACCCACUGCCCAUAUCUGCUACUCCCCGUAGGCUUCCGGAGGAUGAGAGUGCACCACUUGAACCUUCUACCCCUUCUUCUGCACCACCCCCCAAAAUCUUCUACAUUAAGCAGGAACCCUUUGAGCCUAAGGAGGAGAUAUCAGGAGGUGGAACUCAGGCUGGAGGAGUAAAGGAGGAGAACACCAUGUUUCCUGAAGGGGACACUGAAGGGACUGAAGAGCUAGGGUUCUUGACACUCUCAGGAGCAGGGACAACAUCUGGAGGAGGAGGAGGAGGAGGAGGAGGAGGAGGUGGAGGUCCAUCUUGGAAACCAGUGGAUCUUCACGGGAAUGAAAUCCUGUCUGGGGGUGGGGGACCUGGAGGAACAGGGCAGGCUGUUCAUGGGCCUGUGAAGUUAGGGGGGACACCCCCUGCAGAUGGAAAAUGCUUUGGUUGCUUAUGUGGGAAGCGGUUUGCAGUGAAACCAAAGCGUGACCGGCACAUUAUGCUGACCUUCAGCCUUCGGCCCUUUGGCUGUGGCAUCUGCAACAAGCGCUUCAAACUGAAGCACCAUCUGACAGAGCAUAUGAAGACCCAUGCAGGAGCCCUGCAUGCCUGUCCCCAUUGUGGUCGUCGGUUCCGAGUCCAUGCCUGUUUCCUUCGCCACCGGGACCUGUGCAAGGGCCAGGGCUGGGCCACAGCUCACUGGACAUACAAAUGACUACUGAGGCCAUUAACAUUAACUAGGACAAGAGAGCCAAUGCUGCUGAUGGAUACUUACCCUCUCUACCAUAGCACCCCAAUCAUGGAUCUUGUAAUCAUGCCAAGAGGAUAGAUAUAUUAUGGACCUCUUGUUCCUAGCAGAUUUGGAAUCUCAGAUUUCUCAUUCCCAGGUUUUUAUUAAUCACCUUACAGGUCAUAUUUAAUUGGUCAUUUACCCAUAAUAGACCUUUUCAUACAGGAAACCAGAUUUUAGAUUAGAAGUUUAUUUGGAGAAGAGGUAGAGCAAAAAGGCAUAAUAAAGGUUUCAUUCAGUCUCCAUGAGGAGUCAAAGGAGCUGGUCUCCAUCUAGAGAUAUGUUUGAUUUAGAGUUCUAGUAAUUCAGAGACUAAACUCUAAGCUUUUCUUUCCCUCAUCAUUGCUGAAAUGUGAGCAGAGUUCUUUUUUAUGUACUUCCCUUGUUAUGUCUUUCUGGAAGCCCAUCAGAUUAUAACUUGCUUUCUUAACCAGUAGAUAUCUAACCAACACCUUUAUUUUUAUGUUGUAGUUGAGCACUUUAACAAGUUGAACAUUCCAUAUGUCAUUCUUAGAACCCUCUUUAAUAGAAGGUAUUUUCUCAACAGCCUGUGCCACUUGUCUACUUUUGGCCACUACUUAUCACUCAUACAUUGAUUACAAUGACUGGAAUGUGAUCAGUGAAUUCAGAGAAUGGCCACUGACCUAAAAUGCUCUCAAGGUAGCACCACUGCUCUGAACAAGUGGCUUUGCUCAGAGGGAUUCAGGGCUGAGAAAGCACAUACUGAAGGCUGGAGAGUAACGGCAUAGUGGGACCACAUCCCCUUCCCAUUCCCCCAUCUGUACAUGACAGCCCCUUGGUUGACAGGUAGAAGGGCAGCUUUUGAAGUGGGGAGAUUGUUGCAGGUUACUUAAUUUCUUUAAAUAAAAUUUGCCCUGAAAUAGAGAGCUGGCAAUGGACUGAACUGACUGUGGGAGAGAGAAUGUGAAAAAGUUGCCAAGACUUGGAUGUGUUUUACAGAUCGGUUAUGUUGAUGGGGAAAGAAUAGGGUAGUUGCACACUGGUGCAGAGAAAACAGUUCUGGACUUCAGUGUGUUAGAUUUUAGG